AUGCCGAUUUAUUCAUCAUCGUCAGACUCUGAAAACGAAACUGCACAGGUAUCAAGAACCGGACAGCGGCCAGUAAGGCUUUUUGGGGGACAAAGGCCAGUACAUGCCGUUCUUGGAGGAGGAAAAGUUGCGGACAUCUUGUUAUGGAAAAACAAAACAGUAUCAGCCUUGCCGUUGAUAGGGAUGACAGUGAUAUGGUUUCUUUUUGAGGUUUUUGAGUACAAUUUUGUGACUCUUCUGUGUCACAUUUCUAUCACAGCAAUGCUUGUGGCCUUCAUAUGGUGCAGGGCUGCUGAAUUUUUUAAAUGGAAACAACCAAACAUUCCUGAAAUAAUAUGAUUGAGUGAAUCGGCAUUCCGAGAAGCAAUGUCAACCUUCCGAACAAGAUUCAAUUAUCUGGUAACAACGCUCGUCAACAUUGCCUAUGGAAAAGAUCCAGGACUCUUCAUUCUGGUAAUUAGUUUUCUCUACAUAUUGUCUGUGGUGGGAACUUAUUUCAGUUUCCUAAAUCUCCUCUAUCUUGGUGUACUGUGCUUGGAAACAUUGCCGUUUCUGUACGAUCGAUAUGAGAACGAAGUUGAUUAUUUUCUUGUGGACAAAGGGAUGGGAAAAAUGAAGAAAAUGUUCAAAAGGUUUAAUUCCAGGGUUCUGGAUAAGAUUCCAAGAGGGCCAGUGAAAGAACAUUAAUUUAUUAAACCUGAAAAAUUUUAUUUGUGAGUAACAGUUAUCUGUUCUUUACAUUCAGAAAUACCUGUGUGGGUAUUGUAAUUGUAGAGAUAAAUGUGUAAGUAUGAUACAGAACUCGUGUUCUUCUGUAUCAAACAAUUCAAAUUGUUCAAUGCUAUAUGAACAUAUAUU
Mangifera indica (mango) is the source of this 858-nucleotide messenger RNA. Its product is annotated as reticulon-like protein B9. NCBI's taxonomy places the organism in Eukaryota, Viridiplantae, Streptophyta, Magnoliopsida, Sapindales, Anacardiaceae. The record is from RefSeq and is a predicted model, not a curated record.